Linum trigynum is the source of this 4492-nucleotide messenger RNA. Lineage: Eukaryota; Viridiplantae; Streptophyta; Magnoliopsida; Malpighiales; Linaceae. The record is from the annotation of a GenBank genome assembly.
CACAGUUAUUACUCUUCUUGUUAUGGUUUCACCUAAGGGCAUAAGCUGAUAAUGGAAUCCACUAAUGGCGGCUGCAGAACUCACCGCCGGCGGCUUUCUGUUUAAGUCUUGACCGCUUCGAUGUUUGGUGCCAGUUCUAAGCUCCCGGAUAUUGCUUUCAACAAAUUUACACUCGUUCAUUCAGGAGUUCUCAUCCCUUCCAUCGGGAUUCAGGAAAGAAAGAGAAUAGAUCAGAUCAACCAGAGAAUACAAUAAGCAUUCGGUAAUUGUCAAUCCACUGUAAGCAUUUCUUUAUCAAAGUCUUUGAAUAAGUUUAUCUUCUCAGGCAUUAUUAGUUUACAUUAUCACAUGAUUAGGAAAGCAUUAUUCCACCGAAUGAAAGCCAAAUUGCCAAGUCGUUUUCAAUUGAGUUGUUGACGCUGAAGACCUUUUUUGGUUCUAGGUCUAGCAUUCCUUAUGAUUCCUGCCCCCAGCGCCAUCACUGGAGUCAUUUUUAAAGCAUUUUACAAUGACUUAACAUCAUUGGUUCGUUAGUGGAGGCCAGCUUGCUUGCCGGAUUCACAUGAUCAGGUAUUUGAAUAUUCUGUAAAUGGUCUUCUGCCCAAGUCUUUUUUUAAUGAAUAAAAGUUGUUUUCAUCGAAUGAUUCAAUUGCUCUGCUAUGCUAUCACAUGAGGUGGGAGAUUACAAUAUAAUAUUGAUUAGGUACGAUGAACCUUUGGAAAUGUCGUUGACAUUUUGAUCUGGGUUGGACUUUGGAGAUUCCUUGGUUCAUAACUCUUCAAUUUUCUCAUCCUGAUCCCCUGUUCUCUUGCUCCAGCUCCACUGUUUCUUCUGCCUGGAUUUCCCUAAGAUGGCUGCGGAAACCAUUCUGAUCCCUCUUGCUAAACAAAUCCUCGGCAAGGCAGCCGACUUGGCCUUGGAGCAGAUUGGACUCCUCUGGAAUUUCAGACGUGAGCUCCGGAAACUGAAGGGCACCGUCUCCAGAAUCCAGGCUGUGCUCCGUGAUGCAGAAAAGAAGCAGUUCCACAACCACCAAGUCAAAGACUGGCUCGAGAAGCUCUCCGAUGUCAUGUACGAUGCUGACGAUCUGCUUGACGACCUCGCUACCGAGGCUCGUAGGAAUGCCUUGCUAGCGGCAGCAGUAGCAGAUGAUGAUACUAGUGGAAGGAGCAGGACGUCAGCAACGACAUGUUGGAGUUUGGUAUGCUUUCUGUUCGCCUCACUUCCUCAACAACUCUGGUACGAUCUUAAGAUGGCUCAUGCUAUCAAAGAUAUUAGGGAGAAACUUGAUGAUAUAUCCAAUGACAAGGAGACCUUGGACCUGGAAGUUCAUACUAUUGAGGAGGAAGGUCUUCCUUCCAGAGAGACCGAUUCAUGCCCGCCCACGAUUGUGGUCGGUAGGGAAGAUGACAAGAAGAAUAUCAUUCAACUACUACUGAAUUCCAACCGUGAAACCAAUAUUUCUGUUGUCCCAAUUGUUGGGAUGGGCGGACUGGGGAAGACUACUCUUGCUCAGCUCGUAUUUGAUGACGAUCAAGUCAAGGCUCAUUUUGAUAUCAAUGCUUGGGUCUAUGUUUCACUUAGCUUUGAUGUCAAAGUGAUUCUUGGUAAGAUGCUACGAUCAAUAGAUCGUCAAAUUCAGGGUGGUUUCGAGUUAGAUGAUUUGCAAGCUCAACUCCGAGAAAAAAUCAGAGGCAAGAGGUUUUUAUUCGUAUUAGAUGAUGUCUGGGAGGAGACCAGCUAUAGUUGGGAGACACUGGGAAAAUAUUUGACGAUUGGUGCUCUUGGAAGCAAAGUGCUGGUGACUACUCGAUCCACAAAAGUGGCGGAGGUUGGCGGUGGAGCUCUGAAGUCGGAAACAAAUGCCAGCAUUGUGGAACCUUAUCUCUUGAAAAGCUUGUCAGAAGAAGAGUGUUGGAACUUAUUGGUGAAAAAGGCCCUCCCAAGGAAAGUCCCACGAGACCCACAAGUUCGAGAAAUCGGGAAUCAAAUAUUGAGGAAAUGUGAUGGAGUUCCUCUCGCUGUGAGCACCAUAGCUGGCGCGUUGGUAGAUUCAAGUGAUCCAAAGACCGAUUGGCCGUCUUUUCUACAAAAGGGCCUUUGGAGCAUCAUCAAAGAAGGAGAAGAAGAUCCUACUAUGUCAGCUCUCCUACUUAGUUUCAACCAUCUCCCUUCCUAUAUGAAACAUUGUUUUACUUAUUGUACAUUGUUUCCCAAGGGUUUGGAACUCCCCAUUAAGUUGUUGGUCCAGUUUUGGGUAGCACAAGGGUACGUCGAGUCGGAAGAUAAAGGCUUUGACUGCUUCAGAACGUUGUGGUGGAGGUCAUUCUUCCAAGAGGUGCAAAUGGACGAGCUGGGGAAUAUAUCACUAUGCCGAAUGCACGAUUUGAUGCACGAUCUAGCUGAUUCAAUCGCGGCAGGAAAAAUUGUAAGAAGUUCGAGUUCAACCAUUCUGAAAAGUAUUCCUUCAAAGACUCGUCACUUGUUGAUAUUGGAUAACAACAGUGAUGAUGUGGGGGUGGAGGACUAUGGUGAUAUGCAACGAGAUGCACGUAAAGUGCGAACUCUUAUAUGUGGAAAAUCUCUUUCGAACAAAGAACUUGAGGAAGUCAUUCACAACUUCUUACACCUGCGCGUACUGGUUGUUGCCGAAAAACAUUCAAACUCAAAUGGUGAAGAAAGUUCUAUCUUUGAUGCUUCUACAUUAUUGAGUUCUCUUGAUAAAUUGAAGCAUUUAAGAUACCUUGCUCUUCAAUGUGCUGGAAGGAAAAAGCUUUCAAACUCGGUCACUAACUUAGUAAAUCUGCAAGUGCUAAAGCUCACGAAUGUUUGGUUGUUAGAAGAAUUGCCGAGGGAUACUAAGAUGCUUGUUAAUCUGAAGCAUCUUGAGGUCAUUGGUUAUGAAGGCGCGAGGCUUCCUAAUUGGUUGUCUGGCCUCAUAAAUUUGGUUGAGUUUUUGGUAAAAGAUUGCAAGCAAUGUGAGUACCUCCCGCUACUUCAUCGAAUGUCUAGUUUGAAGAAGCUGAAAAUUGAAGGUUGUCCAUUGUUGAAAGGCAUCGAUAAUGACGGUGAUCAUUUUAAGUCUUCUACCUACAACAUAACAACAAGAUCAUUGAUAGUGGAAGAAGAGUAUUGUGAUUGGCCUAGGUUUCCUUGUCUUGACUACUUGUGCAUUAAGGAUUGCACAAUGCUAACUCAACUGCCCAUGUCUACUGUUGAAGGCGAGCUGGAGUUGGAAAAUGUGAGCUUGGCACCACUUGCUAGGGUCUUGAAGAUGAGGAGAGGGGGAGGAGGAGGUGGUGUUGAUUAUUCGGAUGGAUACGCAUACGAUGAUACAAAUAUUCAUCCUCUUCUUCCUGCUUCUUCUACUUAUUCUUCAGUCUUGAUCCACCCCCUCUCCAAGAUGACUAGGUUGACCUUAUGCAAAAUCGAUGAUGAUCUUGAAUCCCUUCCGCAUCUUGAUUUGAGCAGUUAUCUCAUCUCUCUGCGGCAGUUGAGGGUUCUUAGAUGCAGUCAAGGUGUGAAGCUACCUGGUUCGUUGUGUUCCAGCAUAUGCUUAACAGAGAUCUUGUUAUAUGAGUGCAGAACAAUAGAGUACCUGCCACCCCUACACGAACUCCCAUGUCUGAGGGUGCUAAGUAUUGAGUAUUGUCGGGAGCUAAAGGGAUGCUGGUGGAAGAAGAAGAAGGGGAAUAAUGAUGAUGAUGAUGAUGGUGAUGAUUCUCAUUAUUAUAAUUUCGAUCCUUCAAAGGAUAUAGAUGGAGAGGACAAUGGAGGUGAGGAGACGGAGGAGUGGCCGCAUUUCCCUCGCCUCUCCAGGUUGGCGGUCACAGAAUGCCCAAAGCUGACUCGGAUGCCUCUAUUUCCAACCAUUGAAGGCGAGUUGAGGCUGCAGUUUACCAGCACACAGGCACUAGUGCGGACAAUGAAGAUGAAACCAGUAGUUGAUCAUCAUUAUCUUGACUCUCCACAACAUUCUACUUCUUCUUCGAUGAGUGCUUCUCUUGUCCCUCCUCUCUCUAAGUUGAAGCAUUUGUUCCUUGUUGCGACCGACUUGGAAUCUCUACCAGAAGAAGGCCUCCGCAACCUCACCUUCCUCGAAAAGUUAUCGAUUUACUGGUGCCAAAGCCUGGCAUGUCUGCCUCCGGCAAUGCAACACCUCACCUCUUUACAAAGUUUAAGCAUUUGGGACCUCGCACAGUUGUUAGAAAGAUGCGAGGAGGAAGAUUGGCCCAACAUUUCUCACAUCCCAUACAUCCAGCUCAAUGGGAAGACACUCCAAGGUCCAAGUUCGGGGUUCCUUUCAUGAGAUCGAUUUCACAUCCGCUUCUUUAAAGUUAACUAGUAUCAAUACCCACUGCUACGCCGCGGGGACUAUUUAAUAUUUAUACAUUCUAUUUAAGCAAGAUGAUUCAAUUCUCUUUUUAUCUAUGAAACAUUAAUUCCAUCAAAACAGGUAUCAUAAAACUCGUAUAAAGCUAGUCUAUUAUG